Molecule: messenger RNA, 558 nt
Organism: Vairimorpha ceranae
Lineage: Eukaryota; Fungi; Microsporidia; Nosematidae
Product: endoplasmic reticulum membrane protein
Exons: 1
Coding region: 1-558 (185 amino acids)
Source: RefSeq, a predicted model, not a curated record
AUGAACAUUCUGUUUUAUUCAAUAUGCUUUUUUUGUAGAUAUGUUGAAUUAGAACCUCUUGAAACUCUUACUAUGAAAGAUAGAGUUAAAAAUAACACUAUGUACAAGUUUAUAUAUAAUACGUUUGGUGCCAAAAGUGUAGAAGUUACAUUAUUUGAUGAUUUAAAAAGAACAAUUGGUAAAUAUACUAAAACAAAUGGUGUUAUUUUUACUAGACUUUCAAGUACAGGAUUUCUUACCAUUGAGAUUAAAAAUAAAAAUCCGGAAAAAAUCAAAUUUGGUUACAGAUGUCCUGAUGUCAAUAAAGAGGUACAAGGGGCUUUAGGACCAAUUAAAGAUGAAGAUGCUGUUGCUGAGCUUCUUUCUGUGUUAGAAAACAAUAUUUUGUCUCAGAGGAGACAGAUAGAAAAAUAUGAAAACCAUUUUAAUUUAGUUACCAAAUCUAAAACAUGGGUGUUCAGAUUUGUUCUUUUUGAAAUAUUUACAAGUAUAGGAAUUCUCUAUUAUUUACAUAAAAAUACUUUGAAAAUGUUUGAGAAGAAACAUGUUGGUAAUUAA